AUGAUUGAAGAUAAAAUAACAGCAUUUCCUAAUGGAAAUUCAUUUGUUAGAUAUCACCCAGCUAUCGAAAAGUUAGUUAUUGGAAAUAGUGAAGGUUUAAUAAAAAUUUUCAACAUUAAUGAACCAGAUUUAGAACCAGUAUCAAUUGAUAUAAAUGAAAAUUUGACGUCUUUAUCGUUCCAUUCAAAUACAUUAUUAGUAACAAAUACAGCAGGUAACCUUGAACUUAUUAACUUGAAGGAAAAUGAAUCAAAAGGUACGAUUUACAGAUCAGAAUUGCCAUUAAGAGAUUCAGUGUUUAUUAAUGAAGGUAAAAGACUUUUAUGCGGAGGAGAUGAUAACAAAUUGGUCUUAAUAGAUAUGCUGAAUGAAAAGUCGGUGUCAACGUUACCUAUACCUGAUCAGUUGUUAAAUAUGUCGUAUAAUGUUACUGGAGAAAUAUUGUCAUUAAGUUUAUCGAAUGGAAAUAUUCAAAUCUACUCAGUUAUAAACGAAGUUCCAAAUUUGAUCGAGACAAUAUCUAACAUACUCCCAGUUAAGAUUAACAGCUCAUUGGAUACUAUUGAUUACAUUGGAGAGAAUAAUGAUGAAUUAAUAGCUACUAAAACUCAAUGGUCAUCAAACGGCGAGUCGUUGUUGAUACCAACAGCCUUCAAUUCGAUUAAAGUGUACGAUAGAUCUAACUGGACUGAUGUUGUUAAAGAGUUUAAGUUAAAAGACUCGGAUGUUCGUAUGGUUGAUUUCGAACUUAGCCCUAAUAAUAAACACCUAGCCGUUAGUUACAAGGAUUUGACAUUAAAAGUGUUUGAUUUCAGCUCGAAGAAGUUACUCAAGGAUGUCAAACUCGAACUUCAAGAUGGACAUUACCCUACGAACUUGAUUUGGAGUGAAAUUCCUAAAUCUUCUGAUUAUAAUUUGUGUAUUGGUACUACCAAUGGGUGCAUUGUUACGUACCGUGAUUUGGUAAGUGAAGAUUCUGAACCUAUUUCUAGAAACUUGUUUUUAGACGAAGCGGAAGAAUCAGAUGCUAAUAACACAGACGACUUGUUCAACGACUCUGAUGACGAAGCACAAGCACAAUCCAAGCCAAAUGGUAUAUUACAUGAAGAAGACUCUUUGGUGAUUGAUCAAGAUGAUGAAGAUGAAGAUGAUAAUGAGAUGCCUGAUUACUAUAACAAAGACGUAGAUUCAUAUUUAGAUGAAAGACGUUCUAAUAAGCGGUUCAAAUUGAAUGGGAGUAAAUUUAAAUCUCCUUCACCAUAUAUAUCUGAUCGUAUUUCAGAGACCAAGGAAUUCGAAUUGCAGCCGUAUUCGCCUGGAUCCACACCUUGGAGUCAGAGUCAAAAUAAAUCAUUAUCAGACACAGAUAGGAGAUACUUAUCAAUGAAUUCUAUUGGUUAUAUUUGGUCCGUUAAAACUGCAUCAAACCCCGAGAACUUAAACCAACAAAGUAUAACCAUUUCAUUUUUCGAUAGAUCUAUAAACAAAGACUAUCACUUCAUAGAUUACUAUCAAUAUGAUUUAUGUUCCAUGAAUGAAAAAGGUGUUUUGUUAGCAUGUUCUGGGUAUAAAGAUAAAACUGGAAAGCAAGGUGGGAAGGUGUUUUAUAGAUUCCAUGAUACUGUUCAGGAUUCAUGGGAAAGAAAAAUACCUUUAUUGAAAGAUGAAUACAUUACCUCAGUUAGUAUAACCAAUAAUUCAAGAUUUGAAACUGAUUAUAGUGACGCGUUAAUUAUAAUUGGUACCAACUUUGGCUAUGUUAGAUUUUUCAAUUUGCAUGGGCUUUGCAUUAAUUUGAUAAAAACACCCCCAGUGGCUACAUUAGUGGCUUCAUCAAGCUCAAUUAUAUUUAUGAUCAACCAAAUUUCACCUAAUGUAUACGCAUAUUCCAUAAUUGAUGUUAACCAGGAUUACAAAUUUAUCCAGCAAGAUGUUUUGUUACCUCUUAAAAAGUGUACUAAGCAUCCACAAUUACCACUUAUAAAAGGUAUUUUCUUUAACGAAUACAAUGAUCCUUGUUUGGUUCCAGGUAUCGACGAUACAUUACUAAUUUUAUCGACAUGGCGUGAAACUAACAAUGCUAAAUGGAUUCCUAUUCUUAACUGUAAAGAGGUUAUUACCGAGAAUGGAACCAGUGAAUCUAAGAAGAAUUGGAAGUGUUGGCCGUUGGGAUUAUAUAAAGAUCAAUUAAAUUGUUUGAUAUUGAAAACAGAAAAUCAAUACCCAGGAUUUCCAUUGCCUUUACCAAUCGAGUUAGAGAUCAAACUACCAGUAAUGUGUGCUAAGUCCAAGGAGAUUGAAUCAAAUGGUGGAUCUGAUUCAGCAUCCAAUAAUGAAGAAGAUGCCGAAGAAUCGUUCUUGCGUGCAUCUACUAUGGGCAGAAUUGUUAAUGAUUCAUUGAACGAUGGAGAGAAUGAAGAAUUCAAUGAUGAAAUCUUAGAGAGAUUGCAAAACUACAGUAUGAUAUUUGAUAAGUCAUUAUUGAAAUUAUUUGCUUCUGCAUGUCAAGAGUCGAGACUAAACAGGGCAUUAAGUAUUGCAAAAUUAAUCAAGAACGACAAAGCCUUAAUGGCCGCGUCCAAAAUUUCCGAAAGGUUAGAGUUUUUGAAUCUAGCAGGCAAGAUCAGCAAAUUGAGAGAGGAUUUAGUCAAUUUGAGCGAAGGUGAAGACGACGAUGAAAAUUGA
This is a messenger RNA of Debaryomyces fabryi, 2685 nucleotides long. RefSeq names its product chromatin-binding protein. Lineage: Eukaryota; Fungi; Ascomycota; Pichiomycetes; Serinales; Debaryomycetaceae. Gene Ontology annotation, cellular component: nuclear replication fork. Bases 1 to 2685 code for a protein of 894 amino acids. The record is from RefSeq and is a predicted model, not a curated record. Gene Ontology annotation, molecular function: protein binding; chromatin binding. The transcript has a single exon. Gene Ontology annotation, biological process: DNA-templated DNA replication; mitotic cell cycle; DNA repair.